Molecule: messenger RNA, 684 nt
Organism: Rubroshorea leprosula
Lineage: Eukaryota; Viridiplantae; Streptophyta; Magnoliopsida; Malvales; Dipterocarpaceae
Source: the annotation of a GenBank genome assembly
AUUUGAGAAUAUUCUUUGUAUGCCAAAGAGGAUUAGAUCUUCCUAUUUGCUAUUUCACUGCAAAUUGCAAAAGCAAACCCAAGAGAAAUUAGAAACAAAAGAGAGCAGAGGAAGAGAAGAACAGCACCACCAGACCACCACAACCACACACCAAUCACCACCGCCAGCCUUUCCUUGCCCGAUCUCAGCCAGAAAUCGCGAACCUACUGCUCGCUCGUGGCCUCUGUCUGUGGCUUGCAGUCCUUUAUCUCUGCAGAAGCAAAGCCAGAAAGCAAGCCCUUCAUCUCUGUGUAGAAGCAGCCAGAAAGCAGAAAGAAAACAGAGCAGCGAAGUCACCGGCGGCCAACUGCCUCCGCGAUCUCAGUCGUCGGCGACUCCACAGCUACCUCCCAGGAUCUCAGCCAAAAAUGGCAAACCUGCUGCUCGCUCGUGGGCUCCGUCUGCGGCUUCCAGUCCUUUGUCUCUGUAGAAGCAAAACCAGAAAGCAAGGUUCAUCUCUGUGCAGAAGCAGCUAGAAAGCAAAAAGAAAACAGAGCAGCGAAGUCACCGGCAGCCAACUGCCUCCCCGAUCUCAGCCGUCGCGACUCCACAACUGCUUCCCCUGAUCUCAGCCUUUCGCCGCUGCCCUUCCUCUCCUUCCACUGACAAAACAGAUUUGCAUUUGCAUAAAUUGCAUUUGCAUCG